Saitoella complicata NRRL Y-17804 is the source of this 1105-nucleotide messenger RNA. Its product is annotated as NAD(P)-binding protein. The transcript has 3 exons. Gene Ontology annotation, cellular component: cytoplasm. The record is from RefSeq and is a predicted model, not a curated record. Gene Ontology annotation, molecular function: nucleotide binding; oxidoreductase activity. Bases 13 to 1047 code for a protein of 344 amino acids. Gene Ontology annotation, biological process: NADPH regeneration. NCBI's taxonomy places the organism in Eukaryota, Fungi, Ascomycota, Saitoellomycetes, Saitoellales, Saitoellaceae.
GUAGAGAGAUCAAUGAAGAUGUCCGAACAACCAUUGCGAGUUGGAAUCAUUGGCACUGGGAUCUUCGCCAGUAAACGUCAUCUUCCAGCUUACCAGAAACUACCAGCGGAGUACAAUGUCGUAGCAUGUGCGAACCGGACGAUCUCCAAAGCUGAGUUGUUCGCCGAGAAGGCUAAUAUCCCUUCCACUCAUGUCUUCUCCUACCUGGACGAACUGAUCAGGUGUCCUGAUGUUGACAUCGUCGAUGCUCUCCUACCCGUCAGCUCGAACCUCGACACGGUUCUAAAGGCGGUUGAGGUUGGUAAACCGAUCAUGAUCGAGAAACCACUUGCGCACGAUCUCGCCGAUGCUCGCGAACUUGUCAAGGUAUGCGCUUCAACCGACAUCCCAGUUCUCGUCGCAGAGAACUGGUCCUACCGUGAGGCUAUCCCAAAGAUGAAAGCGGCCGUCGAGAAGUGUGGUGAGGUUGUUGGUUUCGAGUAUGUGCAGAGCAUCCCAUUCCGACCCGAUAACCCCUACCUGGGCACUGCUUGGCGUGCGACCCCUUCUCACGUCGGUGGAUUUCUGUCUGACGGCGGCGUCCACCAAAUGGCUUUCCUCACAGGUGUACUAGGGCAGGUUGAGCGUGUCAGUGCCUUCACCCGUCAAAUCAAGAAGGAGAACGGAACGGUUGAUACAGUCAAAGCUACCAUGCAACUGAAGAGCGGAGUCAUUGGGACAUAUGGGCUUGAUUUCGCUUCUGCGCAACCCGGGACAGGGUAUUUUAGGAUUCAUGGGACGGAGGGCACGGUUGAGUACCGGUUUACUGAUUUUACAUUGUCCUACACCUCUGCUGCGUCGCCGGGCGAGCCUGAGGUGGUUGUGACUGGAAAGGAGGAAGACGACGUGAAGAAUGAAUUCGAGAACUUUGCGGAGGCGGUGCGGACGAGAGAUAAGACCCUGCUAAAAUGCACGGUAGAAGACGCAUUUCACCAUUUUGCCGUCGUUUGUGCGAUGGUUGAAUCGGGUGAGAAGAAUGGGGAGAGUGUGGCUGUUCCUCAACCUUGAGGCAAAUUUGAAUUACCCAUGACCAAUGGGUAUACGAGCUGAGCUCAAGCGCGGGCAU